Molecule: messenger RNA, 3265 nt
Organism: Scophthalmus maximus (turbot)
Lineage: Eukaryota; Metazoa; Chordata; Actinopteri; Pleuronectiformes; Scophthalmidae
Product: ETS-related transcription factor Elf-1
Exons: 7
Coding region: 423-1751 (442 amino acids)
Biological process (GO): regulation of transcription by RNA polymerase II; cell differentiation
Cellular component (GO): nucleus
Molecular function (GO): sequence-specific DNA binding; DNA-binding transcription factor activity, RNA polymerase II-specific
Source: RefSeq, a predicted model, not a curated record
ACUUUUUGACUUUGACUGGCUGCAGGUGUGACGCUCUGCCUCACCUCAUACACAUUUGUUCUCGUUUCAGGCAGCCCACAGGACGGUUUGGCAGCCCCCACUUCCUCAUCGAAAGUCGAAGCAGAGCGAGCGAGCAUGAGUUUCCUGUGACGCCUCUGUGUCUCUCUGGUCAAUUAGUUUAUUCGCAUCACUCUUCCACUGUUGGUUUGCAUGGCCUCGUCGUAUCCUGGUGGGAGCUCUCUGGUAGAUCUACUCUGAUAGCCGUCGGGACAUUCUCUCUAAAAACACACCGGACCUGUCUGGACGCAGAAACACAUCAGAACCUGCGCAGUUAUUUACAGUCUUCAGAGAAAAGCUGCGAUGCUGUUUUCACCCAUUUAGAGCUGCGAGUUUGUGUGUGUGUGUGUUUGGGACAUUCAGCCAUGCUGCAGCAGUCAGAGCUCAUCUUUGACUUUGCCAGUGACCAUUUUAACAUGUCACAGUUGGGUUGUCACUACCCUGCAGUGAUCGUAGAGCAGGUUCCCCAUUCACACCUGCUCUCGUAUGCAGGUCUACAGGCGGAGGAGGAUUACCAUCAGAUGAUCAAAGUGGAGCCAUGUGAAAGUGGAGAAGAAGAGACCAUGGAGACGCUUGUUGCUGCUGACUCACUUCUCAACAUAGACUGCACUGACACCCUCUCCCUGGAACAGCACUACUCCCAGACCUUCUUACCAUCACUGGGUGAUGUCAUCACUGCUCCUGUUACCCAGGUGACGGUGUCAGCGGAGGGGAUUGUGGGACCUGUUGACCAGUCACACUGGCACUCGUUGCACACAAAGAAGCCUGCGGCACAGCUGCAGUCCAGAAAGAGAGGGAGAAAAACUCAACAUCGGAGGGCAGACUCUCCCACACCAGACAUCACAGUGAAAAAGGACAGAUACAACAAAGGAGGAAACACGCUGUACCUGUGGCAGUUCCUCAUGGAGUUGCUGCAGGAUCGACAGGUCUGCCCCCGCUACAUCAAAUGGACUAAUCCCCAUGCAGGGAUUUUCAAGCUGGUCAACUCAAAAGCAGUGGCCAGACUCUGGGGCAAACACAAGAACAAGCCCGACAUGAAUUACGAGACGAUGGGCAGAGCGCUCAGGUACUACUACCAGAGGGGGAUACUGAAUAAAGUGGAAGGCCAGCGUCUCGUCUACCAGUUCACCUCUCUGCCCAAAGACAUGAUCUAUAUCACAGAUGGAGACGGCGCCAAAGAAGAAGAAGACGACGACGACAAUAGCGGCAAUGACGACGGCGGCGGUGUGAGCGAUGACUCUGAUGACAGCACGAUAUCCUCGAGUGACCAAUCGGUGGAGGACAAGGAUCCCCACCCGCCGCAAAAGAAGCUGUCGUCCAGCAGCUCCGUGCGAGCGCCCGCCACCCAGCGGACCAGGACGGCCCCGAGGCCUCCGGGCCAGCGCGACACCGUCCUGCGGCCUGCCAGCAACAGUCUGAUCCAGGAGCAGCAUUUGCCCAUCGUGUCUGCAGAGAUGCUGCGGACCCUCCAGAACCUGGAGAAGGUCCAGUCGCUGCAGCCGGCAGGUCACGCCUCUGUCUUCAAAACGGCCCAGCUGCUGGGGAGCCUAUAUGAGCGCCAGGCUGCUGCUGUGGUGGUGGGUGUGGACAGUGAGGGUGCGCCCACGAUGCGGGAUACAAAGUCACUCCAAGGGUCGAAAACUUCCCCGGUAGAGACUGCACAUUUGGUGCCUCUCACUAGCUCUGACCAAUAGAAUGGAGCAAUCCUCCACCAAACACACACACAUGCACAUACACUCCACUGACUCAGGACCAGUUAACAGAGCUGCACUUCGCCGUGGCAUCGAGGUUCACACCAGGGCCUAUAUUCCAUAAGUGCGUAAGAGUGGGGUUUGUUGAUCUAGGAUUAUUUUCCUAUUUUGUAAAAAAAUAAAAUUUUAAGAAUUGGAUAACAAGGGUAAUUCUAGAUCAGUUCCUACCUUGCUGACAUUUGAGCUGGGAGGAAAUUGGCAGCAUUCUGCAGUUUGACUUCUCAAUUUACAGGUAGACUAAAAAAAAGCUCAAGCUCCUUAAUCUCAGCCAAAGACACCAAAGACAGACAGAUAGACAUGCACUGGAACCUACAGCCUCUCUGCACUUUUUCCUGCAGAUAAACCCGCUGCUUGCACGUCGGCUCCCCCUUGUCACGGAGCUGCUCACCCGAUCACCACACUGUGCCCCCCUCCUCCUCCUCUUUGCCUUUACUCUCGCUCUUUCUCACUCUGUUUUCUCUUUUCUUUUGACUUCCAUAUGCUGAAUAAUUCCUCCGCCUCGAUGCACUAAAGUUUCCCCCUCUGCUGUAUGAUUCUUCUUAUGAUUCUUAAGUGCCUGGAGAUCUCGGACCAUCUUGUCCCUGCUUCCACUCUUCCUGGUAAUCAUGAGGUUGUCGAGGGAAAACAUUCCAAUAUUAUUAUUAUAUAUUGUUUUUUUAAGAUUACAAAAUUUUGUGUUUGUAUUGUGAAAUGUUGAAAACAAGGGAUCACUGUUAUUUCUAGAAUAGGAAUGUAGCACUGCUGCUGUUUAUAGCUGAUGUAUGUUCAGUGAACCUGCCUUUUGUUGACAAUCACCGGUGAAACGGCCUCCUGUAGACUAGCCUCACUGCAACGCACAUAUUCAGUUUAUUUACGACACAUACAGUUCGGAAUAUAAAUGCUUAUAUGGACUUCAAAAGUAUAUCUUUGUGUAUUGUGUGUUAUAUACUGUAUGUUUGUGAAAAUGCUUGACUUUGUGCCUUGCUGCCAUCUUCUCCCUCAGGUUGGUAAAAAUUUGUUUUGCUGCAAAGAUUAUGCACUCUAUGCAAGUAAGUUAAACAGCUGGCCCCUUAUUAACUGAUAAGUUCAGUGUUUCCUCGUCAGUCGGUGUAGCCUCACAAGCCAGACUACACAUGUUCACUUCAUUCCAAAUGAAAAUGUUGCGUGUAAGACUUGGGCUGGCUUUUGUGAGGCUAAUCUUGGUUGGAUGUUUAAAACUGUGCCUUUUCCACCCGCCAGAAAUCCCCCCUAUGCAAAAAGAGUUUUCACUUUAUGACCGACCAAAAACAAUUAUUUUGGAAAUCCCCCUCACUUUGCUUUACCUGGAGUUUUACUGAUACGAUUUUGUAAGCUCGUAGCAGAGGGAGAGGUGAGAGUUUCUGUUGCUUUUCUCGUCGUGUUCGCUUCCAUGCUUUCCUGUCCAGAGGUGUUGAAAGAUAAUGGCCGAUCAUAUGAAAUAAACUUAAUUUUGUCAUUGA